Messenger RNA from Alternaria rosae, 1002 nucleotides. RefSeq lists its product as uncharacterized. Lineage: Eukaryota; Fungi; Ascomycota; Dothideomycetes; Pleosporales; Pleosporaceae. The transcript has a single exon. The record is from RefSeq and is a predicted model, not a curated record. Gene Ontology annotation, biological process: protein phosphorylation. Gene Ontology annotation, molecular function: protein kinase activity; ATP binding. The coding region runs from base 1 to 1002 and encodes 333 amino acids.
AUGAACCCCAAAUCACUCUAUAAAGAAACAAACGAGCUGUACACACCCAUCCGCGAAGCAGGCAAAGGCACAUGUGGAAGCAUCACGUUCUGUGUAUGCACACCGUCACCCGCAAGCCCUUCCACGACUGACUCCAUGGCGCAAAGUGCAGUCCUUAUCGCUGUCAAAAUACCCACUCGGGAGAUGCGUCGCGACAGAAUAGCCGAUGAGAUCAUCGCACUCGAACGCGUCCGCAACUUACUCGUCGCCGAUAAAAACGAAACUGUCAGGAAGCAUCUUCCCAUCCUCAUCGACAACGACCCGAUCAAGAACGGCGGAUCGGGCUGGCUGGCCAUGAGUCCCAUCUGCGGAUUCGAUCUUGAGCGGCUUCGAGUCGUGGUCACCGAGAUGGUUCAGCCCUCAUCAGAAAUCGACCUUCCUCGCCGUUUUCCCUUCCCCGCGAUACCGGAGGUACUCGUACUGCACGUCGCAAAGCAGUUAACGGAAGCGAUCGGCUGGCUACAUGACGUCGCCAACAUUUCUCAUAACGACGUUUUUGGCGGGAAUGUAAUGCUCAACAUAUCCGUCUCAAGCAAAGGACCCUCGUUUACAUUACCGACCGUUGUCUUGAUCGAUUUCGACCGCGCAAUCCUGGAACCCGACAAGAUGGCAAAAGGAGCCGACCGCUCAUAUACUUAUGAGCUUAUACACAUGCUCGACGAUUCAGGCCGAGUGUUGUCACAAGAGACAAACGCAUGGGAAGACGUGAUUGCGCCGAAGGAUGCGAUAACCUGGUGGGAUGCGUUCAGGAACUUCCUCGUCAUUAACAAGAGUCAAUAUCGCCAGGAUGGGUCAGCGAGUUUCGCGAAGUUCUGGGAGCGGUUUGGCGAAGAAAUAGAUCGCCGGCUGGGGAACACCACUCAAGAGGAUCAGAGACGGGUGCAAGAGCUGAUCGAUAUGGUUGUUGAGAAGGAGGUUAGGUUUCCAAGCGAUGAGAGGAUUAGGGAGGUGCUGGGGGAGUAG